Equus quagga is the source of this 3281-nucleotide messenger RNA. It is a transcript of the gene ZSCAN25, whose product is annotated as zinc finger and SCAN domain containing 25. The coding region runs from base 710 to 2350 and encodes 546 amino acids. Gene Ontology annotation, molecular function: DNA-binding transcription factor activity, RNA polymerase II-specific; RNA polymerase II cis-regulatory region sequence-specific DNA binding. The record is from RefSeq and is a predicted model, not a curated record. Gene Ontology annotation, biological process: regulation of transcription by RNA polymerase II. Lineage: Eukaryota; Metazoa; Chordata; Mammalia; Perissodactyla; Equidae. The transcript has 7 exons.
UGGGAAUGCCGUCAUUCCCACCCCUCGCUGGGCACCUCGUGCUCCCUCUGCUGGGGACACUUACCUCACUGGUCCACCCUUCAAAUCUGAGCUCAGGUUGCGGCUCCUCCAGGAAGCCUUCCUUGACUACCCCGCCCCUCCCGUCACUACCCGGGGGUCGUGGCCUCUUUUAUGUGAAUUUAUAAUCCUCGGUGCUUCCCUCUGUCACCCCCGGCCCCCACACCUCGCAUAAAAUACCGCAGGCGCGGAAUAAACACGUGUUGAACGACUGGACUCCAAAGCUCCGAAGGAGGCACCGUGUCCGGCAGUACGUCUGGAGGGUCCUUCCCACAGAGAGAAAGCGGGUGCAAAGGAAAGGAGGCGCAGAGGGGCCUGAGCCUCCAGGAGACGAGUUAGCCACGGGGACGAGCGACCAUCGAGACGAUCGACCUCCGAGAGUCCUAGAGAGGAAACGGAAGGGACCCCCUUCCUUACGCACCUGUCUGACAGUGUCCGCAGCCCACUUCCGGUCCGCCGAGGGCGCGGGCCAGCCCGGCGCGCGUGCGGGGCAGCGGGAUGAGCACACCGUCGCACCCAAGCCACCAGCAAGUCUAUUGGUUUUACCUCCAAAAUAUAUGUUAACUUUGCUUCUUUGCCACCACCCUGAUCUAAGCCCCUGUCAUCUUCUGCUUGGACAGCUACCCUCCGUCUUCUGGGAGGAAGUGUGAAGAUGCUUAAAGAGCAUCCAGGGAUGGCGGAGGAGCCUCAGCAGCAGAUGAGUGUUCCUGUGGUAAAACUGGAGAAGGAGUUGCCGUGGGGCAGGGGAAGGGAGGACCCUAGUCCUGAGACUUUUCGUCUGAGGUUUCGGCAGUUCCGCUACCAGGAGGCAGCUGGUCCCCAGGAAGCCCUCAGGGAACUCCAGGAGCUCUGUCGCCAGUGGCUGAGGCCCGAGCUGCACACCAAGGAGCAGAUCCUGGAGCUGCUGGUGCUGGAGCAGUUCCUGACCAUCCUGCCCCGGGAGUUCUACGCCUGGAUUCGGGAGCACGGCCCGGAGAGUGGCAAGGCCCUGGUGGCCAUGGUGGAGGAUUUCACGGAGAGAGCAUUGGAGGCCAAGGCGGUUCCGUGCCAUGUGCAAGGAGAGCAAGAGGAGACAGCACUCUGCAGAGGCCCUUGGGAACCAGGUGUCCAGCUGGGGCCAGUGGAGGUCAAGCCUGAGUGGGGAAUGCCCCAUGGGGAAGGAGUUCAAGGUCUCAACCAAGGCACCGAGGAGCAGCUCAGUCAGGACCCUGGAGAUGGAACACGGGCCUUCCAGGAGCAGGCUUUGCCAAUUCUUCAGGCUGGUCCUGGCCUCCCCCCAGUGAACACCAGAGAGCAAGAGAUGGCAGCUGGGUUCCUUACAGCUGGAUCCCAGGGGUUGGGCCCAUUUAAGGAUAUGGCCCUGGCCUUCCCCGAGGAGGAGUGGAGGCACAUGACCCCAGCCCAGAUAGACUGUUUUGGGGAAUAUGUGGAACCGCAGGACUGCAGGGUCUCACCUCCAGGCAUUGGGAGCAAGGAAAAGGAGGUGAAAACCCAGCAGGCAGACCUCAAGGGGGCGCUUGCUCGGGUGACGUCAGAGAGGUUUGGGGAAGCCUCUCUCCAGAGCCCUGAGCUUGGAAGAACGUGUGAGCAGGAGCCCGCUAGCUCUGUGGGAAACGUGCCAGGGCCGCCGCCUCCCCAGCAUGGCGUCAUACCCCUGCCUGAUGACCUCAAGACCCACAGCUCCUUCUGGAAGCCUUUUCAGUGCCCCGAGUGUGGAAAAGGCUUCAGUCGGAGCUCAAAUCUUGUCAGACACCAGCGGACCCAUGAAGAAGAGAAGUCCUAUGGCUGCGUCGAGUGUGGGAAAGGGUUCACUCUGAGAGAGUACCUCAUGAAGCACCAGAGAACCCACCUGGGAAAGAGACCGUAUGUGUGCAGCGAGUGCUGGAAGACCUUCAGUCAGAGGCACCACCUGGAGGUCCACCAGAGGAGUCACACAGGGGAGAAGCCCUAUAAGUGUGGUGACUGCUGGAAAAGCUUCAGCCGGAGACAGCACCUUCAGGUGCAUCGGAGAACUCACACUGGGGAAAAGCCCUACACUUGCGAGUGUGGCAAGAGCUUCAGCAGGAAUGCUAACCUGGCUGUGCACCGGCGAGCCCACACCGGGGAGAAGCCGUAUGGGUGCCAGGUGUGCGGGAAACGGUUCAGUAAAGGGGAGCGGCUGGUCAGACACCAGAGGAUCCACACUGGGGAGAAGCCCUACCACUGCCCUGCCUGUGGGAGGAGCUUCAACCAGAGGUCCAUCCUCAAUCGGCACCAGAAAACUCAGCAUCGCCAGGAGGCCCCGGUGCAGUAAGGGCGCCCUGUGGAACUGCUCCUUUUUUGCUAAUGGAAGGUGUGGAGAAGGCAGGACCUUCCAGGACCCCAAGGUGGAGGAAGACCUCAUUGGAGGAUGCAUUCAUCUUUAUUCACUGAGGGACUUUGGGGGGUUGUUGAGGAGUGAUGGGGUGCAGAAAGGCCUUUUGACCUGUUUUCUUUCCACUCAUUCUCCAACAGGAAAAGGGCAAGGCCUGGUGUAUUCUGAGUUUCCAGAGAGCACAGCUCCUCACGUCUCUUAUCCAAGUGGUGCUAACAGCUUUUCUUACCAUCUUUUGGGGAGACAGUAUCCUGAGUUUCAGCUCAGGCUGAGGUUUUUCUCCUUCAGUGGGAUGUUCAUAUCCACCUCUUGAGCACGUCUGGUAAUCAAGGCCAAGUUUGGUCCCAUGUUGGCAGCUUGAACCUCAUUUUCCUGAGGGCUGUAUCCUGCCUGCAAGAUCGUUAGCUCAGACUCUGUCUGCCUUCCUCCCCCUACUCUUUUGCGUUUAACAAAUAUUUAUUGAACACCUACUGUACGCCUGGUCUGGGAAUACAGUGGUGAACGAGACAGACGAGACCUGGUUCUCCCAGAACCUGUGCUGUGGAACUGGAAGCACAUGAAACCCUUAAGAACUGAGAGUCACUCUAAGUUAUGUCUGUGGUGAGUGCCAUGUGAGGGCAUAUCCUCGAGCUCGCUUGUUCUGCCCUGCCUGCUUGAGUGCUGGAUCUUCCCUCCCCAGUUUGGAUCGCUCAGGCAGCCUUGUUUACUUUACUUUAUUUGUAGCCCCCUUGUCUCUGUAACAUUCUACGCUCAUCUGUAAAGUUUCCCUAUCCCAUUAUUCCUUGUACUAUAACAACUGUCCCCACAUCUAUUAGGAAAUUAAUAUUUUGCUAUUGAUCACUGAAUAAAUGUGAGAGUAUUUUAAAAAACA